Molecule: messenger RNA, 1278 nt
Organism: Bicyclus anynana (squinting bush brown)
Lineage: Eukaryota; Metazoa; Arthropoda; Insecta; Lepidoptera; Nymphalidae
Gene: Atg10
Product: ubiquitin-like-conjugating enzyme ATG10
Exons: 2
Coding region: 188-715 (175 amino acids)
Biological process (GO): macroautophagy; protein lipidation; protein modification by small protein conjugation
Cellular component (GO): intracellular anatomical structure
Molecular function (GO): Atg12 transferase activity
Source: RefSeq, a predicted model, not a curated record
UGUCUGAAUGUCAAUACUCAAUUGUUUUAAUUUAAUAAUUUAAUUUCGGCUUUCGCAGAUACUAUAUGAUGAUUUAUUGUUGGAAGAUAUUAUACUUUCAAACAGUUUAAAAUGGCGAUAACAGUAUAGAUUAAAAUCCUAGCCAUUAUCCAGUAACAAUAUUCAAUGUACUUUAUGGCCAGAAAUCAUGCCUUCAUCAAAUUCACAGACUACUUGUAUAACUCUGGAAACAUACCUUUGCGCGGCAAAAGAUUUCAUUGAAUUAUCAGCCAAGUUUAUGGACGAGUGGACUAUACACCAGGAUCACAGUGAAAGAUUGUAUACACAUUUGAAAAAAGAGGACUUUAUAACUCAUGUAGAUGAUACUGGAAAAGAAACUUUGUUUCGAGCAGAAUAUGCAAUAUUUUAUAACCUUAGCUAUGGAGUGCCAUCUUUCAGUUUCAAUGUGUGGGACUGUACAGGAAAGCUGUUGACUUUGGAGGAAGUUAGAGGAAUAUCACCAAUGAAUAUAAGCACCAAAGAUUUCUACUCUGUGGUAACACAGCAGGAGCAUCCUGUGUUUCAUCGGCCAUACUUUAUAAUUCACCCGUGCCACACUGCCGAACUACUGUCCAUGUUCAAGAAAUCCAGCAAGAAUAUCAUCAUUACAUUUCUAAGCCUUAUAACACCUUUAAUUCAGUUAAAAUUGCCAUUGGAGUAUGGGCUGUCAUCAUAAAAAUUUUAAUGGCAAUAGCCUCAAUUUCACCAAUACAACAAAAUAAACUGGGCUCACUACUGGUCUCUUAGAGAGAUUCUGCCACUCCAAUGCCAAACAAAUGCAAAGUAUACAACAUGUGUCUCCUCCCAAUACUAACUUAUGCAUGUCAAACCUGUUGAAUGACAAAAGGCCACCAACAAAAGCUAAAGGUAUGCUAACAUGGGAUAGGAAGGAGCAUGUAGCAUACAGUUAAAAAAAGUGAAGUACAAAGAAAAUGUCAAAAGCUGCUAAUGUAAUUUGUAACGGAAGCUGAAGUGGUGCUGGAUGGGACAUGUGAUCAGAUCCUUAAAAGAGAAAUGGUCAAAGUGGUCAUUCAGUAGAAAAUUCAGAGAUGGAAUAGGAGGCAAAGAUAACCUCACAAAAUAUGGGAAGAUGUCUUGCCGAAAGGAUGCCAAAGAGAAGUUAGAGACUGAGAGUGGCAAAGUCUGGAGGAGGCCUGUGUCAAAAGACAACCUGACUGCUUUGGUGUAAUAUAAAUUAAGUAAUAGUUUUAAGUAUAAUAUAUGUAAUUACCAAUCAGA